Molecule: messenger RNA, 436 nt
Organism: Leptopilina boulardi
Lineage: Eukaryota; Metazoa; Arthropoda; Insecta; Hymenoptera; Figitidae
Exons: 3
Coding region: 107-436 (109 amino acids)
Source: RefSeq, a predicted model, not a curated record
UACAGAAUUCAGACAUGGAGAGUAAUUGGAUGUAAUUUUUAUCCACAGAUGAGAUGACAAAAGACAACUUCUACUAAAUCUUCAAAUAAGUGUCCAAUCAUGAAGGAUGGGUGUUUGUUGCGGAGCUGCUCCUGGAGGAGAUCUUGUAUUGCUGAGUCGCAGUUCAAUCUCCAUUCUAAUUUUCCAAAUAUCUGACGAGACUAGGAAGGAUGUGGAAGAAGAAAAGUGGCCCCUGCAACAUCUUUUUUUUAUAAAAUUUUUUUUUAUUUUUUCUUAUUUUUUUAUAAGAUUUUUUUUUGAGCUCCCGGCCUCGCGCAGAAGUGCGAGCAAGAAAGAGGGAUCCUCGGGAGCUGGCCCAGAAGAGCUCGAGAGUGGCAAUGACGUUAUUGUCCCGACGUGGGAUGAUUCGCCGAUCGGUGAGUCGUUUUUUAUUUAA